Conger conger (European conger) is the source of this 986-nucleotide messenger RNA. RefSeq names its product bcl2-associated agonist of cell death-like. Gene Ontology annotation, biological process: apoptotic process. NCBI's taxonomy places the organism in Eukaryota, Metazoa, Chordata, Actinopteri, Anguilliformes, Congridae. The record is from RefSeq and is a predicted model, not a curated record. Bases 440 to 970 code for a protein of 176 amino acids. The transcript is spliced from 4 exons.
AGGCAGUGUGUCACAAGCCCAGACAACAACAACACGGCGAACAAAAAGACCGAUCGGGCAUCGCGUUUAAGAGGACCAGGCGAAACCGCUGAACUCGGUCAGCACCUUGGGCACUUAAUCUCGCUGUAUGUAACAUCUUAUCAAAGCAAUCAGACAAAAGGUUAUCCGUUUUCAGCGCCCCGCGGUACGGGAUAACGAGCACUUCGUAAAACAGUCGGUUUCACAGCGUGCAUGGGGUUUUGUAGCCGUAAACAUCACGGUCUGGCUAGCCUUCUAGCCGGCUAGCUCCUGGUCUUAGAGAAGUUCUGUUCGGAUGUCAGGGUGGUACCAUGCGAAGUCCAUAAGUCUGGGUAAAACCGGGACGAGAGCUGAAGCGACAGCAGAGUAAAACCAGAGCGAUAACGGUUUCUGCGUCAGCCGGGGAAGAGGACGGAGCACCAUGAUCCUGCCGACUUAUUAUUCGUCUCUUCGCUCAAGAAACGUCUCCCUGGGGCACAUCCUCACCUUCUCGCCCCUGCACCCCGUGUCCUUAGACCAGGAGAACGACUCUGACCAAUCAGACACUCUGUCUGGGACAGAGUCCGAUCUUGGCCACGCCCACAGCUUGCCGCCAGUCCCAGGGGGGAAGCGGGGGCGUGUCCGGGUGCUGUCCGAAUCGGAGGCGUUGUCUGUGGCCCGGGGGGCGGAGCCAGAGUUCCAGGGGGCGGGGUCGCAGGACGCGCCGUUUCGGGGGCGGUCCCAGUCGGCCCCCGCUGCAUUGUGGGCCGCCAAGCGCUACGGCCGCCAGCUCCGCCGCAUGAGCGACGAGUUCGACACCUGGCUGGACCGGGGGGGGCAGGAGGUAAAGCGUGGGCGUGCUGGGGCAGUGAAGGCCUCCAGCAGUUGGUUCUCCUUCCUGUGGCCCCCCCGGGAGACGGAGGACGAGCUCCAUGGCAACGGCGUGCUGACCGAGAGCGAGGCCCCACACUGAGGGCGGGGCCAGGGCG